GCGAACGCAGCUUCAGAGGCGGAAGUGCCGGUUUUCCGGUCAUGGCCCCGUUGCUUGUAUUGCUCCUGGCCGGGGUGGCACUUGCUUCUCGGGGUGACCGGGAGCCUGUGUACCGGGAAUGUGUCUCAGCCUGCGAGCAGAGGAACUGCACCGGGGCCGGACUGCAGGAUUUCCGGGCUGAGCAGCCCCUGUACAUGAGGAUGACUGGAUGGGUUUGCCUGGAUGACUGCAGGUAUCAGUGUAUGUGGGACACUGUGUCCCUGUAUAUCAGAGAAGGAUAUGCUGUGCCCCAAUUUCAUGGCAAGUGGCCGUUCUCCCGAUUCCUGUUUUUCCAGGAGCCAGCAUCUGCCCUGGCCUCCUUCCUUAAUGGCAUUGCAAUUCUUGUGAUGCUGAAGCGUUACCGAUCCUCGGUUCCCGCCACGUGCCCAAUGUACCAAACAUGCCUCAAUUUUGCUAUGGUCUCCAUAAAUGCCUGGUUCUGGUCCACCAUUUUCCACACCAGAGACACUGCGAUUACUGAGAAAAUGGACUACUUCUGUGCCUCGGCAGUCAUUCUGCACUCCAUCUACCUUUGCUGUAUGAGGACUCUAGGUCUUCGAUACCCUUCUGUUGCCAGUAUUUUUGGUGCUCUCCUGGUCCUUCUAUUUGCGUGCCAUGUAUCUUACUUGACCCUUGGACGGUUUGACUAUAGUUACAACAUGCUAGCAAAUGCUAGCUUUGGCAUGGUUAAUCUAGUGUGGUGGCUCGUAUGGUGCUUGAGGAGACAUUCUCACCAGCCUUACCUCUGGAAAUGUGUCCUGGUGGUUGUCUUGUUACAAAGCCUGGCGCUUCUGGAAUUACUAGAUUUCCCUCCUGUCCUGUGGGUACUGGAUGCCCAUGCCCUCUGGCAUUUCAGCACCAUCCCUCUAAACAUUCUUUUCUACAGUUUCUUGACGGAUGACAGCUUAUAUCUUCUGAAGGUGAACUCUGUACAGAAACUGGACUAGACUGGGAAGAAUUCCUGAAUUUGGGUCCUCCACUCUCUCGUGUGUCUCUCGUCUGCUGAAUCGGGAUUUGAAGUGGCCAUGAUAUACCAUUGUAUUUCCCUCUCCGAGAGUGGGAGUCUCUGAAGUGCCUUAUUGCUGUUGUGAAAGUGACUGUGACAUGAGUCUGGUACCCAGUGCAGUCAGUAUCCAUUUUCUGUGUGACUUAUCUCACGUCUGUCAUUGGAAUAUAUUUUGCCCACUGCUGUGACUUCAGGGUCUCACACCAGUCUUACAGGAAAUCUGCAGUAGAUGGCAGAUCUGUCAAGCUUGUCAUUGUCAUUUUUGCUUCUAAUAUACAAAUCUGCACUUUCUAUAUUAUUUUUAUAUAUAUAUAUGCCAGUUAUUUGGUAGACAGUACAUCAUAAUCUGUAAACUGGUAAAUCAACAAGGGGCAAGAAUGUACCGUAAUUGUCUUGCAUGUAUAUAUUUCAGUUAAAAUCUAAAGUUUACUUUUUGCUAUAUACAAAGUUAGAUCAUUGAAGGUCUAAACAGUGGGACCCCAACUGGUCAUGAAUACAUUUAUCACUUGCCCCCUGUUCUGUUAUCAGGCAGUGAGUAGAUGAAUGUAGCAGAGCCCGCUCAGCUCUUCUUGUAUCGCCAAUACACUGUAAUUUGCCCUGCAGCUUGAAUGGAUAAAUUUCACUUCUAUACAUCUUCUGGCCUCAUCAUAGAGAAUAGGUAACAUGGGGAACCAAUUCUUGUUAAUGAUGGAGAUCCCAAGGCUAGACCCCCGUAUGUAACAUUUAUCCCCUAUAUUGUAGGUAUAUAAUAAAUACCCUUUGGGAAAAGCCAGCAGCAGUGUAUAUGAUUUCUCAAUAUGUUUAAUCGGUGAUCGUUUCCUAAG
Messenger RNA from Bufo bufo (common toad), 1869 nucleotides. It is a transcript of the gene PGAP3, whose product is annotated as post-GPI attachment to proteins phospholipase 3. Bases 42 to 986 code for a protein of 314 amino acids. NCBI's taxonomy places the organism in Eukaryota, Metazoa, Chordata, Amphibia, Anura, Bufonidae. The transcript is spliced from 8 exons. Gene Ontology annotation, cellular component: endoplasmic reticulum membrane. The record is from RefSeq and is a predicted model, not a curated record. Gene Ontology annotation, biological process: GPI anchor biosynthetic process. Gene Ontology annotation, molecular function: hydrolase activity, acting on ester bonds.